Molecule: messenger RNA, 924 nt
Organism: Symbiodinium natans
Lineage: Eukaryota; Dinophyceae; Suessiales; Symbiodiniaceae
Source: the annotation of a GenBank genome assembly
AUGGCCUGGGCCUGUUGCGGCAUGCGCGGGUGGAGGCAAAACAUGGAGGAUGCCUCCUUGAUGUUGCCGAAAGGGUACCUUGCUGGCGAUUGGCGGGAUUCGUCCUUGUUCGGCGUGUUCGACGGCCAUGGCGGCGAGCAGGUUGCUCGAUUUGUAGUGCGACGUUUGCCGCAAGUUCUGGCCAGCUUCCCUGGCCAUGACGCUGAAACGGCCAUGCGCGAGGCAUACUUGCGCUUGGACGAAAUGCUUCGACAGCCUGCUGUUGCUGCAGAACUGCGGGACCUAACCCUUCCAGGCAAUGAACCACAAGAUUCAGCUGAGACUUGUGGCACGACGGCAGUCUGCUGCCUGAUUCAGGAGAACGAGAUGAUCCUCGCACAUGUAGGAGACUCUCGGGCGGUCCUUUGCCGCCAGGGCGGAGCGGUGGCCCUGACAGCAGACCACAAGCCUGAAUUACCGGAAGAGACGGCAAGGAUUGAGGCAGCCGGUGGUUUCGUCCAGGAAGGAGCUACCGCCAUGGGCAGCGGGAAGGAAUACCGGGUGAAUGGGGGGCUCAACCUUUCGCGUGCCUUGGGUGAUCUUCGUUACAAGAGCGACCUCAAGCUCAAGCCUUCUGAACAGCUGGUGUCCCCAGUCCCGGAUACAAAGCGGCUGCAGUGGCAGCAGGGCGUGGACGAGUUUGUUCUUCUCGCCAGUGAUGGCGUCUGGGAAUGCGUGACGAAUGAGCAGGCGGUCAACUUUGUUCGCGCUCGACUUCCUCCGCCAGGAUCCAGAAAGGGUCUUCAGCCUGUGCUGGCAGAGUUGCUAGACAUGUGCUGUGCGACUACACCUGCGCAGCGAGGUGGCCUCGGCUGCGACAACUUGACGGUGGUCCUUGUCCGCUUCGAGGUCGCGUUGGCCUAUUGGUUGUUGAAAUGUUGUUGA